Clunio marinus is the source of this 225-nucleotide messenger RNA. NCBI's taxonomy places the organism in Eukaryota, Metazoa, Arthropoda, Insecta, Diptera, Chironomidae. The record is from the annotation of a GenBank genome assembly.
AUGGAUGAAGAAGAAGAAGAAAGAAAUAUAUUUACAAAUUACAUUCAUUGUAAUGUGAAGUUUUCGGAGAUCAUACAAACAUGGAAGUUGGCGUCGCCAGAAAAUUGUCCAUCUCGAUAUUCUUUUUUUAUGAGAUUAAAAUCAUUGCGUGGAAUGAAAUCACAAGAAAGUAAAAAAAGUGAGAAGAGAACAAGCAAAGAUAAAAAGAGAAGAGAUUUCAGUUAG